CGAAACAGUUAUUAGUUAUUGCAAAUUUACAACUGCACGAGUCACGGGCAACAAGUCGUUUUGCGUCUGUAGUGUUCUUUCUAGUCGAAACACUUGAAAUUUUAAGUUUAAAAUUUCAUCAUGCGUGUUAUUGCUUUGGACUGCGAGAUGGUGGCGUCGGGCAACCGAAGUUUGCUGGCCAAGGUGUCAGUAGUGGACGAAUAUUGCGAUGUUCUCCUAAACUGCUACGUUAAACCUACGGCCAUCGUCACAGACUACAGGACUGGCUUGCACGGGAUUGACAAGCAUGACCUGGAAACGGGGCGGCCCUUCGACAGCGUACGAGGAGAAGUUGCCAAUUUGUUGAGUGGUAAAAUCCUAGUGGGGCAUUCGUUACACUUCGAUCUUCAAGCUCUAAAUUUGUCUCAUCCGGAAAACGACACGCGAGAUUUCGCCAAAAAUCCCAGGUUUAUGAAGAACGGUCAGCCCCGGGCUCUGAAGGACCUCGCUCGUGAGUUUCUCCAGAAGAGUAUUCAGGUGAAUUUACACGAUUCUUUGGAAGAUGCUAGGACAUGCAUGCAGCUGUACAAGAGGGUCGCCAGCCAGUGGUAGAGACGUCCCAGAACAAACUUCCAUAAUAAAUAACUUCAUAUAGA
Molecule: messenger RNA, 635 nt
Organism: Danaus plexippus (monarch butterfly)
Lineage: Eukaryota; Metazoa; Arthropoda; Insecta; Lepidoptera; Nymphalidae
Product: apoptosis-enhancing nuclease-like
Exons: 2
Coding region: 121-591 (156 amino acids)
Cellular component (GO): nucleus
Molecular function (GO): exonuclease activity; nucleic acid binding
Source: RefSeq, a predicted model, not a curated record